CGGAAGGAGGGGCUUCUCAACAGCGGUUGGAAGCAGUGGAGCUCGGCUGCCCUAUUCCUUGGUACAUUAAUGCUUUCAUCAAGAUAGCAUCCUGAAAGAAAAGAAUUCAAGGUCAAACUCGGAGGAGCCAGUCAGUCUGCUUGGGGAGAGUGAGCAUACGGCUGUGGAAGGAGUCCAGCAAUGGCAGCCAAUAAGAGCAAGAACCAGAGCUCCCUGGCCCUGCACAAGGUCAUCAUGGUGGGCAGUGGCGGCGUGGGCAAGUCGGCGCUCACCCUGCAGUUCAUGUACGACGAGUUUGUGGAGGACUAUGAGCCCACGAAGGCAGACAGCUACAGGAAGAAGGUGGUUCUGGAUGGGGAGGAGGUCCAGAUCGACAUCCUGGACACGGCUGGACAGGAGGAUUACGCUGCUAUCCGGGACAAUUACUUCCGCUCCGGAGAGGGCUUCCUGCUGGUGUUCUCCAUCACUGAGCAUGAGUCCUUCACCGCCACGGCCGAGUUCAGGGAGCAGAUUCUACGUGUGAAGGCAGAGGAGGAUAAGAUCCCCCUGCUGUUGGUGGGGAACAAGUCAGACCUGGAGGAGCGCAGGCAGGUGAUGGUGGACGAGGCCCGGGGCAAAGCUGAGGAGUGGGGGGUGCAGUACGUGGAGACCUCCGCCAAAACGAGAGCCAACGUGGACAAGGUGUUCUUUGACCUGAUGCGUGAGGUGCGAGCAAAAAAGAUGUCAGAAAACAAGGACAGAAACGGCAAGAAGAGCGGCAAGGGCAAGAAGAGCUUCAAAGAGCGUUGCUGUUUACUCUGAUCCACACGGGACCUCUCGGCACCAAACCACGAUCGCCACUCGAAAUCACAGCUCAGAACAACAAAAAAUCUGUUUUUGACAGAAUCUGAUCAUGGUGGGUUCGUUAUUAUCUGAACCAUUGUUUCUUUUUUUUGCCUAGAAAUACAAAAAUAUAAUCAAAUCCAUUUUUGCCCCCACCACCCACAGAGCCCACCAUGAUGUGGCUCACUGAAACUAGUGAGUGAGGAUCAUGGGAGUUUUUCUUUGCAACAUUCAGCUGGCAAAUUGUUUCCAACACUAAGCUUUGUUCUGUUAUGUAGCUACCGCUUUUGGUUUUCUAAGGUUGUAGGAGCAAUGGUAGGAUCCACGUAAGCAGUUGUUUUAGAAUGGUGCGUGCGCACGUUAGACAAAGUACCCCAGCAGUAGACACAGGAACGUGUGAAGCUCGAUGUCCUACCUGUAUGAAGCACAUGCAAUUCUCCUGUAGGUCGUUCGAUAACUUAGUUAUUGCGGGAACUGUUUGAGUAAACUGCCAUUGACCUAAAAUAUUCUUCUGCUUUGGAGGUCAUCACAGCAGGAUCCAGGUGGAACUGAGAACUUCUGGUUCUGUUUUUUUUUUUUUUUAUCGUCGUUUAUGUAAGGCUGUUCGAGAACCUGCACUGUGGAACUACGCUAUUGCAGCCCAAUAACAAAGCUGGUGCUACUUUUAGACUGUGUAACCACAUAACGUCAUUGGCAGUAUGUACUGCUACAAAUAUUAGCAGAUUAAUAUAGCUGCUUACCCUGUGUUCAGUUUAGCCAGAACAGCAAAAAUGUUUCCCUCAGUGUCUGGAAAAAGUGGAGAUAGUUUAAACACUAGCACUGGGGGCAGUCUUAUUCUGAAGUCUAUAGUAAGCAAUACCCAUAGUGAAAUUCCUAGCAAGCAGCUAUUUCACAAUUCAAGCAAGCUCAUUUUAGCUGGAUAAUCUCAGGACCAGUCACAAAUACUGUUAGCAACCAAAACACAAGUUCUAGUUCCACCUGGUUCUGGUUACAAUAGUGUAAAAGGGGCUAAGAGACCCCCAACCCCCCCC
Megalops cyprinoides (Indo-Pacific tarpon) is the source of this 1853-nucleotide messenger RNA. RefSeq names its product v-ral simian leukemia viral oncogene homolog Ba (ras related) (gene ralba). The coding region runs from base 181 to 801 and encodes 206 amino acids. Lineage: Eukaryota; Metazoa; Chordata; Actinopteri; Elopiformes; Megalopidae. The transcript is spliced from 5 exons. Gene Ontology annotation, molecular function: GTPase activity; GDP binding; GTP binding. The record is from RefSeq and is a predicted model, not a curated record. Gene Ontology annotation, cellular component: plasma membrane. Gene Ontology annotation, biological process: Ras protein signal transduction.